Molecule: messenger RNA, 2226 nt
Organism: Helianthus annuus (common sunflower)
Lineage: Eukaryota; Viridiplantae; Streptophyta; Magnoliopsida; Asterales; Asteraceae
Product: transmembrane 9 superfamily member 4
Exons: 8
Coding region: 160-1929 (589 amino acids)
Biological process (GO): protein localization to membrane
Cellular component (GO): membrane
Source: RefSeq, a predicted model, not a curated record
GAAAACUCACAGGCUUAAUUUGCACAUCAAGCAUAAGUCUACGGACCAUUAUGUAAGAAAACAAAACUACUUGAACAAUAACCAGAAGUCAAAGUCAAAGUCACCUCCAGUUCCAGCAUCACUUCCAUCAGUAUAAUAAGGUUUGUGGGAUUACCAAAAAUGUUAUUUACUGCUCUUCUUUUGAUCUGCCUUGGAAGGCAAUUAGUGGCAUCAGAUGUCUCUAAUCAUCGCUUCGGUAAAGGCGAUAUAGUACCCUUCUAUGCCGACAGAGUUGGCCCAUUCUCUAAUCCCCGGGAAACAUAUGCUUAUUAUGAUCUUCCCUAUUGUCCUCCAGAUAUUGUGAAAGAGGAAAAGCUUAGUCUUGGUGAAAUGUUGAAUGGCGAUCGCCUUGUCUCAACUCCAUAUAAGUUUGAGUUCCUUGUGGAUAAAGCUUAUGAAGUAUUAUGCAACACGACACUCAGCAAAACAGACGUUUCUAAGUUUAGAACCGCAAUCGAGAAGGAUUACUAUAUGCAGUUGUAUUUUGAUGACUUGCCAGUUUGGGCUUUCAUUGGAAGGAUGCAAAAGAAUUAUACAAAUGAAGGGACCGAUAGCAUAUCUAUCCUUACCACACAUUUUGAUUUUGAAGUUUUCUUCAAUAAGGAUCGUGUUAUAGAGGUCAAUCUUCGGACAGAUUAUAAUUCAUUGGCAUAUGUGACAGAGGACAAAGAAGUUGACGUCGCUUUCACAUAUUCUGUUGGUUGGAAGAUGACACAACAACCUUUUGAUAAAAGAAUGGAAAAAUACGUCGGCUAUUUAAUUUUACCACACCACUUGUCCGUUCAUCAUAACUCCAUUGCAUUCUCAUCUGUCACACUCGUCAUUCUCGUUAUUCUUCUACUUACAUUUUAUGCGCUGGUCCUGCGCAAAGACAUUUCCAAGUACUCACACGAUGUGGAAGAGACUCAAGUGGCGGAGAAUCAUGAAGAGACGGGAUGGAAGAACAUCCACGGUGACGUAUUUAGAUUCCCAAAACACAAGUCGUUAUUUGCGGCAGCUCUUGGUUCUGGCACUCACUUGCUUGUACUCAUCGUAUCAAUUCUUGUUCUGGGCCACCUAGGUUUCUUUCCACCCUAUGUUCGAGGAGUAUUCUGGAAUGCACUUGUCAUUGUAUAUGCGAUUACAUUCGUAAUUUCAGGAUAUACGUCUGUAUCUUUCUAUUCACAACUCGAAGGAACCAAUUGGAUGAAGAACGUUUUGCUAGCAGGAGGGUUAUUUUUUGUGCCCCUUGUUCUUACAUUUAGUUUCCUAAACAGUAUUGCUAAUUUUUACGGAACAACUGCCGCAUUGCCAUUGAGAGGAAUGGUCAUAUUAACUGGUUUGUGCGUAUUUUUGGCAUCACCGUUGCUUCUUUUAGGAGGGAUUAUUGGGAAAAACCGAGCAUCUGAUUUCCAAGCUCCGUGUAGAACUGCCAAGUGUCCUAAAGAGGUUCCUCAACUACGAUGGUACCGGGGUGUUCUUCCUCAGAUGGCUUUAGCCGGGAUUUUGCCAUUUAGUGUAAUAUACAUUCAGCUUUACUACAUAUUUGCAACCGUAUGGGGCCAUCGCCUUUACACACUUUACGGUAUUCUGUGUGUAGUCUUCAUUCUGCUUUUGAUCAUGACUGCUUUAGUGUCGGUGGCACUGACAUACUUCCAGCUGGCUGUUGAAGAUCAUGAAUGGUGGUGGAGGUCAUUUUUCUGUGGUGGGUCAACAGGAUUCUUUAUAUACGGUUAUUGUAUCUAUUAUUAUUUCUACAGAUCAGAUAUGACGGGUUUCAUGCAAACCUCAUUUUUCUUUGGGUAUAUGGCUUGUGUCAGCUAUGGCGUGUUUCUAGUACUUGGAAGUGUGGGUUUCCGUGCUUCGUUGCUCUUUGUCCGUUACCUCUAUGCAGCUAUAAAAUGCGACUAGCAGGUUUGUUAUGAUAUACGGUUUUUCUUGCUAUCUUCGAGUUCCAGUUGCAUCAGGGCAGGUCUAUUAAUGAUCACCAAAACAUGUCCAGAUGGUUGGAAGGAAGAACAUUGAAGCUCUUGACAAUGUAGUUCUUCGGUUUAUACUUUUACGUACCUAUAUAUGUGUACUCUUUUCACAUACUUGUUAUAAGCGCAAAAUCAAAUAAUACAUACAUUUGUUAUGAUUACAAAAUCAAAGAAUGUACUCUUACAUUUACAUUUUAUAUCAAAUAAUACAUACUGAAUGCCCCUAUAA